AUGCCAGGGUUCGAGGAGCUUGACGAUGGGCGAGUCAAAUGCAUAUUGUGCACGGCGUAUUCCUUGCAACCUGUGGAGCUAUUUCGCAAAUCGAUCAGCAAGCAUUGCAAGACUGAGCGGCACCUGAAAGCAGAGAAAGAUCGCCAAAAUCCGGGAGACUCCACGUGUAAGACGGCAUCAGGCUCAUCGUCGCAAUUGUCUCUUGAUCCCGAGGCUCUCUUUGCCACUCCAAUCACCAUUCCUUUUGUCAAUCUGUUUGCAGCUCCAGGUGAUGAAAAGGACAUCCCGGAUACGCAGACGGAGUCGGUGUCAGAGAAUAUAUUCACCGAUUGGGACAUCGAGGAUGGGCAGUUCACAACGCCUUGUGGCGAUUCAAUAAUGUUUACGACUGGCCAUGAACAACAAGCAGAGAACUCACAUCAAUCCAUUUGGGCAACGAUUGCAGGCCUUCGUUAUCUUUCCGAGCACACCGCCUUCUCAGGUAUCCUGGAUGCGAUCAGUGAAGUUCCCGACGAAGAUACCAGUAUUCCAGAUGCUACCGCAGCCAUUGAUGCAUUGGAGCACGAUGAAGAUGAUCAGUCGACAGCUGAUGCUGCAGAAGAUGUUGAGGAAUUGGAGGAAACUAAUGGCGACUGGGCUCCGUAUGGAUCCAAAACAGUAAAGGUGACUCACAAAGAGGUGUCCAUGUAG
Pleurotus ostreatus (oyster mushroom) is the source of this 690-nucleotide messenger RNA. RefSeq lists its product as uncharacterized. The coding region runs from base 1 to 690 and encodes 229 amino acids. The record is from RefSeq and is a predicted model, not a curated record. Lineage: Eukaryota; Fungi; Basidiomycota; Agaricomycetes; Agaricales; Pleurotaceae. The transcript has a single exon.